Messenger RNA from Closterium sp. NIES-67, 1274 nucleotides. Lineage: Eukaryota; Viridiplantae; Streptophyta; Zygnematophyceae; Desmidiales; Closteriaceae. The record is from the annotation of a GenBank genome assembly.
GCAAGCGGGCGAACCCGCGAAGGUUGGGCAGGGCAUUCUCUCUCAAGAUGAGACGAUGAGGUAUGCAUGUGAGUGAGCAGGAGGAGGUCCAGUCGAUGUACAGUGUGUGGCUCGAGAAGCAGUCAACGAGAUUGGCCAGUUCCGUUUUGUACAGUCGCUCAUCUCAGGCCACCCAUUUCCUUCAAAUUUCAGCCGCAAACGAGCAAAUGAAACCUGCCAACAAAGCCCGCCACACAGACCAACGCCACCUUUCCACCAUCCCAUCCCACCUUCUGAGCAGGGGGGCACUGAAUGUCGGAGAUGCAGCUCCCCAUACUAUCGCUGCUUGACGUCUCAAAUGUCACUUGCAGGUUUCCUACCCAAUCUGAUCCGGUUCCGCAGCUAGGUAGAGCUACACGCACGCAGGAAUUAUAUCAACGACACGGUAGUUUGAUUACAGCAGGUAUCGUACAGUGUCCAUGCAGCUAUCAGGAGCCGAAGUGUUUAUCGUGGUAGCGUGCAUACUGCUCAGCAUAGGCGUCUGCCUGUUCCCAUGGAAGCGCCAGGCGGGGGAAGGCGCAAGAAGCGACGCGUCGCAGGAACGCCACCCGGAAAUUGCCAAGGGAUUGCCUGAUGACGUGAGGGGGCAAUUGGCGGUUGUAGUCAUCGCGCCUCGCGAUCUUGCGAGUAUAGACGACCAGUGUCCCAUCUGUCUGACAGAUUACCAGCUGAACGACGUGCAGCACCGCCUGCCGUGCAGACAUCACUUCCACAAGCCGUGCAUCGACGCCUGGCUCACCGCGCACACCACCUGCCCCGUCUGCCGCGUGCACCUCGCCCCACAGCCUGACGGCUCGCCCAAGGACCAGCAGAGUGCAAGUAGCGGGCAGGUGUAGCAGCGGGCGACAGGCUGGUUGCACCAGAGCCAGCCAGCAUCUCCGAUUCGAAGUCGGUCCCAAGGGCCAUAGAAGAUUGGUGGUGCUUGGGUGUGUGCCAAUGGUUGGGGCCUCUCAAAUGCAUCAUGGUCCACAUUCUGAAGGAUAUGGUACUGCCCAGCAACCAACUGACUGGAGAAGGAAUAUUUGGUGGUUCUCCUGGAAUGGCCGACAAGCGCCACAAAGUCUGUGGUUGUUUCAGCAUGUAUAUAUAUAUGGCAGUCAAUUUGCAUAGGCCCACUAGCAAGGCUGGAGUCGUGUUGGUUGUGCAAUACAUGUGCCAUGUUGUGAAACAGGUGCAGCGUCUCAAGGUAGCAAGUUGAAGUUGUGAUAGGAUCUUAUUUCAGCAUUUCUGUAAGC